Molecule: messenger RNA, 3883 nt
Organism: Poeciliopsis prolifica (blackstripe livebearer)
Lineage: Eukaryota; Metazoa; Chordata; Actinopteri; Cyprinodontiformes; Poeciliidae
Gene: dnajc16
Product: DnaJ (Hsp40) homolog, subfamily C, member 16
Exons: 14
Coding region: 246-2702 (818 amino acids)
Source: RefSeq, a predicted model, not a curated record
GCCUCUAGCUUCGCAGCAGCAGACUGUCAUUAGCCAGUGCUGGAGGUUCUGUGGGAUGCUGCGGAACACGCCCAGCACAUCCACCUCUCGUGCAGCCUGUGGUCUCCACUCGUUCAUUUUAGCCCGGGAAGAGGAUCUGGAGGGGAACCGCACGCAUCCUCAGCAUGUGGCGCUGCGCCGGUUGACCGCGUCAAGCCGGGGUGACUGAAAGCAAGCUGGAGAAGCUGCAGCCCCUGUGGUGACCGAUGGCCGGGUCAAACAUGAAUCCACCUUUGGCUGUGCUGGCUGUGCUGGUCCUCUCUGUCCUACUGGCAGGAUCAAGUCACGCAGCCCCUGAGAUGGACCCUUACAAAAUACUUGGAGUAACCCGGAGUGCAAGUCAGGCAGAGAUCAAGAAGGUCUACAAGCGCCUCGCCAAAGAAUGGCAUCCUGACAAAAACAAAGACCCAGGUGCUGAGGACAUGUUUAUCAAGAUCACAAAGUCUUAUGAGAUCCUGUCCAGCGAGGACAGACGUGCCAACUAUGACCGUUACGGGCAGACCGAUGACACCCAGGCUUACAGCAGCAGCCGAUACAGACAUCGCCAAGACAGCUUCUACUUCGACGAGUCGUUCUUCAACUUCCCAUUCAACACCAAGAACCAGAGAGACUUCACCGACAGCAAGUACACGCUGCACUUCAACCAGUACGUCAGCGAGGUGGUGCCUGACAGCUACAGGAGGCCGUACCUGAUAAAGAUCACCUCCGACUGGUGCUUCAGCUGCAUCCAUAUCGAGCCUGUGUGGAAGGAAGUGGUGCAAGAGAUGGAGGGUCUAGGCGUCGGAGUAGGUGUGGUCGAUGUUGGCUACGAGAGGCGUUUAGCCAAUCACCUGGGUGCGCACCGCACCCCGUCCAUACUGGGGGUCAUCAGUGGAAAGGUGACGUUUUUCCAUUACGCCGUAGCGAAAGAACACCUGAGGCAAUUUGUUGAAGACCUCCUGCCUCAGAGAGUCGUGGAGAGGAUCACCGACAAAAAUGAGAAGCAGUUCUUAAACAGCUGGCAUGAGCUCAACAAGCCACACGUGCUCCUGUUUGAUCAAGUUCCUGCCGUCCCUCUGCUGUUCAAACUAGCAGCGUUCGCUUACAAGGACUACCUGCAGUUUGGUUAUGUGGACCAGGGCCUUGCGGAGACGGCUGAACUGCAGAAACGCUUUAACAUUAACACUUACGCUCCGACCAUGCUGGUCUUCAAGGAGAACACCGACAAGCCCGCCGAUAUUAUACAAGCGAAAGGAAUGAAGAAACAAAUUAUCGACGAGUUCAUGUCAAACAACAAGUUCCUCCUUGCACCGCGGCUCGUCAAUCAGAAGCUCUUUGAUGAGCUCUGUCCUGUCAAACAGUUUCACAGACGCAGGAAAUACUGCGUUCUGUUGAUGACGACUGAUGAAGAGACGUAUUCCUCUGGGAACCAGGAAUUCCUCUCGUUUGCGUCGACCAACACAAGGGAUGUUGUGAGGUUCGCUUAUGUGUACCAGCGGCUGCAGCAACAACUCUGUGACAUCCUCAUGCACGGCCAGGACAGCGCUCAGUCGACGCCGCAGGUGGUGAUACUGGAGAGGCGAAACACAGCUGGAAAAGCUCUGUUCAAGCCGGUUACGGCCUGGAACGGCAGCGAGGAGGACAAGCUGCGUCUCCUGGAGGAACUGGAACGACUUCAGAAGGACCCGUCCAUCCUCGUACACGACGCCAUGCUGCCUGAACUCAACAACGAGUUUGCUUCGAUGUUUGUCGUCCGGUGGAUAUAUGCAUCUUACGACUACCUCUCAGAAGUUAUUGACGAUAUUCUUCAUAACAACUGGCGUGAGAUGAUGCCUCUUCUGUCCCUCAUCUUCUCUGCUUUGUUCAUCCUGUUUGGGACCGUGGUGAUCCAAGCCUUCAGUGACUCCAGUGAAGAUAAGCAGAUGAAACCGAAGGUGAAGGAUGGAACUAACGCAGAAAAUGGAUCAUCAGGGAGGCAAGAAUACUCCUCAAGCAACCCUGGAUCGAUAUCAAAGACUUACGCUGGUUUUUUUUUUUUAAAGCUUUGUGUUGCUAUUCGUUUUAGCCGAGCCCCAAAGAAGAAUUUUGUGGAGGUGACGGAGUUGACCGACAUCACCUACAUCAGCAACCUGGUGAAGCUGAGGCCUGGACACAUCAAUAUAGUGCUGGUUCUCACUGAUGCCUCCAAAAAUAUCCUUCUCAGCAAGUUUGCCAAAGAGGUGUAUUCUUUCACAGGUACCCAGACGCUGCACUUCUCCUUCCUGAACCUCGACAAGCACAGCGAGUGGAUGAGCACGCUGCUGGAAUACGCGCAGGACGCGGCGCAGAUCGACGCAGACGAGGACGACGGCGGGAGCCGUAAAACGGACUACACCGGGUUCGUGCUGGCCCUGAACGGCCACAAAAAGUACUUGUGUCUCUUCAAGCCGGUCUACACCGGAGAGGACCUCGACGGAAAGUCAUCUGAAGACGAAGCCGGGACGUCAGUGGGCAAGCCGAGGUCCGGUUCCCGUGACGGUCAUCCUCAACGCAAGUCCAGUCGAUCCCGCAGCACAUCCACCCUGCAGAUUCACCACAAACUGGACCGUCUGGGGCUUUGGAUGGAAAGACUCAUGGAGGGCACCUUGCCUCGCUACUACGUUCCUGCCUGGCCAGGGCUCGAUAAGAUCACCCCAAGUAAGUAGAUCAGAGUGGAAAGGCUUCAUAUUCAACUCCUGUGACUCUGAUAUAGCUUCUUGUAUGAAGGAGGUUUGGCUAAAUAUGCCCCGUUUUCUAUUAUAGACCUUUAAUGGAGCAAAUUUCUGAUUAACAGAAUAAACAUAAGUUAACCUUUGAGGAGCUCACCUCAACUCUGCAGCUGCACACAAUACCAUGCCCCGCUGUCACACUCUCAUAAUGUUGUGUUCUUUUUACACUUUACUCAAACAUUAAAAUGGAAUAAUAAAAUUACUGUGGCCACCUCCUGCUCCUGCUGACCAUGGGUCAGCAAGUCAGAAGCUGUGCAACGUAAACAAUCCAUUUUCAGAUAGUCACAGAAAGGCUGAAGAUGGGGAAUUUCACUUCCUGCUGCCUUGCGUCUGAUAUUUGUGCUGCUGUGGUGCAAAUCGCUUGUGGCUGAUGUUGUUGGUUUUGGAAAGUUCUCAUGAAACCCAUGUAAUUAUUUAAGCACUCAUGAAGCUGUGUUCAAAGAAAAAAACUGUGAAUAAAGAUGCAUGAAACUAAUAUUUAAUGUCUUGGCCUUUUUAUGCAUCUAAAAAAAAUAUUAGAUUAUGUAGAUUAUACUGCUGUAAUGAUCUGAAGGUGCACGCUGUGGUCUUCCUCGGUCCUCUGCUCCGGCAGAAGCGGAAAACAUGCUCUUGCUUUUGUUAGAUGCAAAGUUUAUUAUACCUGUGAACAUUUAACAAAUGAGUUUUUCAAAAGACCUUUCUGUCGCUUUCUCCUGCUUAAAUCAACUCAACAGACAGUAGCUUCUUGUAGCCUUGAACCCGACAGCAUUUGUCAAAGACUUGCAUAUUUUCUAGGAGACACAACAGUUUACUGGUACACCGUCCUCCGUCCAGGAGCCAAAGUGAAACUGUUUGAUACGUUUUUCUAAUAAUUUCAACAGAUGCUGUUUAAAUUAGUUGGCUAUUGCGUACUGCAAUCAUGUGGUGUUUGUAACUUAAAAAACUGUGUCCUUGGAAACUCGUUGAAAUGUUUAUGUUAUUUGAUUCUGUGGGACAUUUAUAUAUAUAUAAUUUUUAAAAAUGCUACGGUAAAUUGUUCCAGGUUGUGUCAAAUUCAUUUAAUGUGUUGUAAUUCAGCCCAUUUUAUUUGCCCAGGGCAGCAAACAGGUUUACUAAUAAAUACAAGAGUUGUGAAUUUA